Molecule: messenger RNA, 1730 nt
Organism: Wyeomyia smithii (pitcher-plant mosquito)
Lineage: Eukaryota; Metazoa; Arthropoda; Insecta; Diptera; Culicidae
Gene: lms
Product: ventral anterior homeobox 1a
Exons: 2
Coding region: 61-1203 (380 amino acids)
Biological process (GO): regulation of DNA-templated transcription
Molecular function (GO): DNA-binding transcription factor activity, RNA polymerase II-specific; DNA binding
Source: RefSeq, a predicted model, not a curated record
GUUAACACGCGCGCAACGCUAGUUUGAACAUUUUUCACUUUCUCUCGAACUCAAAGCAAUAUGGAUAUGGUGAAUAAACUAAACAGUGCAUCUGGCAAAAAAGUGAAAAAUAAUUUUAGUAUAGAACAUUUAUUGGCAAAACCAGAAAAGCAUAAGUUUGAAGAAGUUCAAUGUGAAAGUGAAACAAAUGACGUUGGUCUACAAAAAAAGUUCCCUCCAAAGGAUGACCAGUACGAAAAAUCAAGCAACGAAUAUUCAACGGGAAACGCAACUUCACCAGAUUCCAGUUGUAAUGAAGAGCUUAUGGAUAAUUGCAGUGAAUCUGCGUCGGAAGAAAGUGCAAGCGGGACCAGCGAUGAUCGAAAGAAACGUCCGAGAACGGCUUUUUCUGCUGCUCAAAUAAAAGCGCUGGAAACCGAGUUCGAGCGUGGAAAAUACUUGUCAGUUGCUAAACGAACCGCACUAGCGAAAUCUCUCCACCUGACUGAAACUCAAAUUAAGAUAUGGUUUCAGAACCGACGGACCAAAUGGAAGCGCAAGUACACUGCUGAUGUUGAGCAACUUGCGUCGCACUACUACUCUCAACUAGGGAUUGGAAACUACGCUCGGCCGAUGGUAGUUGGUGAUCGAUUGUGGCUUUUCAGUCAAAGCCCUAAUGGACCAACUCCAGUGCAGUCUUUGCUUUUGAAUACACCCCCUCCAAUCGGUCCAACUCACCCGGCGAUGCGACAGUUUCAACCAAUUCCGUCUAAUCAAUCUGGAGCUUUUGCCAGUCGCACAAACAAUGGUUACAACGUAAACUACUUUCAAAAAUCCGGUAUACCAACUCAACCGCCUAAUUUUCUCAGUCGACUGCCAGCGCCAGGUACAUUUAAACCGAUCUUAAUGGAAGAGGAUGUUAGGUUUUAUAAACCCGCCCCGGAGACAAUUGAAAGCUACUACGGGGCAUUCAAAUUUGGCCCUUCCGAAUUAGUUAAUGAGGAACAAUCUUCUACAAGUGGUUCUGGUAUAGCGGAUUUAGAAAGAGCUUUCGGAAACCCAAGCAGUGUACUAGGUGGUCAAAGUUCGAGAAUAAGUAAUAACCAUCAAACGGAAAUACUCUUCAAUGGUGAUAUGCAUUCAGCCGACCACAGUAAACUGAAAGAUAUGUCUACGGAUUCAUCCAGUGAGAUUGAUUGCGAAGAAGUGAAUGAUAAUGAUUGAUAUUGAUUUUAUUGGCUUGCAGCGUUAUUGUUAUUUAAGGAUACAAAAACUUUAAUUGUAAUUACAUUUCUAAUCACCUCUCAUACCAAAGAAUAUAAAAAGUUCAGGUUGAUAAAUUAAACUCAAUCAACACUAAAAGAAGUAACCGAAAUUUCUCUCAUUAUCGUUGCUAUAUCAGUGGAUACUUACCAGAGCUUUGAAGAAAUAAGCUUUCUGAUAAAUAAAAUUUAUCCCAGGUAUUUUUCUAUAUCAUUACAAACUAUUGAAAAUUAUGACUCAUAUCAAAGGGAACUUAGGGUAAGUUUUGUAAAAUGAUCUUUUUUUCAUUUUAGAGCAGGUUCAUAUUAUAUUUGAUUCGUACGAAACGACUGAUACGAACGAUUUGGAAAAAGUUAUUCCAAUGUUUGAAUAAGCUUAAGAUAUAAAACUUCGAGCAUUCGAAUAGAUUUUCUGUCUGGAAACUUAGCGCUGCAAUCAUGCUAGUAGAUCUUUUGCAAAUUGGGUAUCAUUUUUUUCUGCUACUUAGG